AUGUCUGUUAGAGAGUAUAGUGUGGAGUUUGAUUCUUUAGCCAGAUAUGCCCCUUCUAUUGUACAGGACAUGGAAGAUAGAAUUCACCGAUAUAUGAUGGGAUUAGAGCCAGAGUUGCAGGAAUCUUGUAUGGCAGUAGCAAUGCAGCCGAGUAUGGAUAUAGCUCGUAUUCAGGCGUAUGCUCAAGGGUCAGAGGAUCGUAGACGCCAACGAGAGGCUAUCUCAGAGCAGAGUAGCAGUCAGCCCAAGAGGACCAGGGAGACAUCCCCUAGGCAGAGACAGAGUUCUUCUUAUGCAUCGGGUUCUCAGCAGCAGAUGAGGUCAGAGCAGGAGGUGAUGCCCCCUCCCCGAUGUGCGUCUUGCGGGGGACAUCAUGUAGGACGGUGUCGUCAGGGUGUAUGCUAUACUUGUGGUGACCCGUGGCACUAUGCUAGAGAAUGCCCACAAAGAGUGGGUAGUAUUGUUCCUGAGAAUUCGGUAGCAGCGUCGUCACCCUAA
Molecule: messenger RNA, 498 nt
Organism: Lycium barbarum (goji berry)
Lineage: Eukaryota; Viridiplantae; Streptophyta; Magnoliopsida; Solanales; Solanaceae
Exons: 2
Coding region: 1-498 (165 amino acids)
Molecular function (GO): zinc ion binding; nucleic acid binding
Source: RefSeq, a predicted model, not a curated record